AUUCACUCUACGGUCUCUACCAGCUUGUGUGUAUAUUGAAACGGAAGUGAGGUAUGAUACAGGCAUUCAAUUUGUCUUCAGACAUCCCUGUGUACUAUGCUAAUGCAUUCUGUCAGGCUAGUGACCUGGCAGCACAGGCAACCCAUUGGCUAUUUUGUGUUCACGAUCGACCUGUGACGAAACGCGGACAUGCAGUCAACAGCAAGUCCUGAAGGACCUACACUGAAUCCUUUCUCAGGUGCAGAUGUCCUUUCUACCUUGGAACAAUACGAUGAUGUUGUGUCAUGGAUCAACGACGUCUUAGAUCCCACACAUGCUACUAAAGCGGACGAAGAACUCGACGCUGCAACGAGUCUCGUAGACCUUGAUCGACGUGUGUCCAGCCUAGUUGGAGUCCUUGAAGUUGCCAGCGAAGAUACAUCCUCACAAGUAGAGCGUCUCAUAGAUGCUAUCUCUCGCGGUGCCGCCAGACUCACCUACGACCUACAUUUCAUGCGCGAAGGAGCGAUCUCCCUUCAAUCCCUCCUUCACGAUGUCGAAACCAAAACCAAAACCUCCGUCGCAGCUGACACGUCCGCCGCACUCGACCAACUGCACCUCCUCGAUCGUGCAAAGCACAACAUGAUCGCAGCUAGAGAAGUCCUCCGUGAAGCCGAAAGCUGGUCCACGCUCGAAUCCGACGUGACGUCUCUCCUAAGUGAACAUAACUACGAGAAAGCUGCGGAACGACUAUCUGAAGCAAACAAGAGCAUGGUCGUGUUCCAUAACACUCCCGAGUACGAUAAUCGACGCACGCUCAUGGUGAGCUUGCAAAACCAAUUGGAGGCUUCGUUGAGUUCUGCACUGGUGGCUGCUGUCAAUUCCCAGGAUGUUGUUGUCUGUCGGAACUAUUUCUCGAUAUUCUGUAAUAUCCAACGGGAGUCCGAGUUUAGGAAUUAUUACUAUGGGUCAAGGAGAGCUCCCCUCACUGAGGCUUGGCAAGGUGCUCAGUUCGUGGAAGGCGGAGACGUCACGGCUGGCACAACGGCGAUUACGUUCGCACAGUUUCUGGCGACGUUUUACAACUCGUUUGUGUCCGUUCUUCAGACGGAACGAACCUCUAUACCCGCCAUCUUCCCUGACCCUCAACCCACGCUGGCGACGCUCAUCACAUCCACGCUAUCCGCUCUGCAACCUACAUUCUCCCAACGACUCUCUUCCCUUUCUGCGCAUUAUGGUUCUACAGCAUUACCAGAACUCAUCAGAGUGUACAAAGCGACAGAAGAGUUUGCCGUUUCGGCAGAAAAGAUACUCGAGAAGAUUGGCUACUCUCUCCCGCUCUCACCGAAUCCUAACGGAGAACGACCCACGAAACAUUCCAGACGUCGGUCGUCGAGAUUGUCAAUAUCUGGGAGGAUGAAUUUACCGUCGUCUUCUGGCGGGGCCGUGAACCUCGGAUCUGAGGCAUUGGCGAUGUUGGACUGGGACCAAGAUUUAUUCGAGCCUUUCGUCGACUUCCAAGUGGAUUACAGCAAUCUGGAACGCAAGUUGCUCACGAACGCUCUGCAGGGGAUCAUGAAUGGAGACGUCCAAACAAGCACUGAUCGUUCACGCCUUCUUCGGGAGAGAUCUGUGGACGUCUUUAGCGUUGCCGAAGAAUCUAUAACCCGUUGCGUGGCAUUUACACAUGGGUACGGAUUCGUUAGCUUGGUCAGGGCGCUCGACGGAUUCUUCGCACAUUUUGCAGAACAAUCUAAAGGGGAGAUCGCUGAACGCAAAAUGGCGCAGGGAGGUCAAUUGUCUACUUCAGCUUCAGGGGACCUUUCGGACUUGGAUUAUACCUCUGAGGACUGGUCAGAGAUCCAAAGCCUCCUGCACCUCUUAGAGGCUGUCAGGACACUGAAGGAGAGGUUGGGGUCAUUUGAGGGGAAGUUGAGAGGGAGUUUGGGACCAGUGUCAAAUGCGAUUCAGGCGGCGAGGCAGAACCCUGUUGGGUUUGAUGUCUCGGGUACGACGAGAGGAGCUAUUCAACUCCUUGCUCAGUCGACUCUUAAUUCGGCGGAGUUGCAGGCGAUGUUGAGCGCAGUUGAGCCAUCGUCGCAAGGGCAUAGGAAUGAUAAUUUCCUCACUCCCGCUACACCGGACCCUCGACGAACUCCACUCACACCUAUGCACCCUCUCCCGACGUACCAACCGCCUCUGCUCAUUGAAGCAUACGAAGCCUUGUCCAACUUUGCCAAAGCGUGUCAGAUCGCACUCCAAGAUACGAUCCUUCGUCCAUUACGAAAACGUCUCGCAUCUUACCCAUCCUUGUCAAUGUGGUCUCAAACGGAAUCCAAAUCCAAACGUGCCGGAGGUACGACUGGGAGCGCUCUGAGUGAAGUUCACGUACCGACGUUUUCGCUUUCUCCUACGGAAACGAUUCAGAGAGUUGCAGAAGGGUUGUUGAACCUGCCAAGGUUGUUUGAAGUGUAUGCAGAUGAUGAUGCAUUGUCGUUUUCUCUGGAGACAUUGCCGUUUGUGACGGCUGAGUUGUUGAAGAGUCUUGCUGAACCAGUUGCCUUACUUCCGACUCAACCGCCGAAUCCACACUCUCGUCGUUCGCCUUCGCUCUCACUCAAAACAACACCUCCCGCCGCUGUUCCUGCCGCCCAACCUCCUCAUCCAGAACCAGAGUAUGAAUUUUCACCAGAAUCGGUAUCGGCCAUUUGGCUAUCUUCGCUUAGUCUUUCGUUGCUUUCACACCUUACGGGAGACGUACUCCCAAGUAUAAGGACACUGAGCUCGGGUGGCGCAAGUCAGUUGGCUUCGGAUUUGGGGUAUCUAAGUAGGACUGUAAUGGCGUUGAAUGUGGAAAGCGAGGAGUUGGAGAGAUGGAAGGAGUUUGUGGAGGUGGAUGAUCAAACUGGGAAAGCGAGAGUAAAGGAAAAUGGGAGGGGAGAUGCGGUGUUGAAUAUGGUUGCAAGGUUGAGGGGAUGGAAUGUCUGAUACCCUGUAUGCAGUAGAAGGGAUACAUACCGCUUCACUUUCCGACAUUCAGCUCAAAGUCGGACAUUCAUGAUCCGGCAUACGCAUUCAGUCAAGGGGGAAUGAAUUGCGGGGCCGCUGGAAUGCUUCGAUCACGGAGAUAUACAAAGGCUCUGAGGGUUCUGUCAAGUAUGAAUUGAAUGCACUGAUGAUGCAAUAGCAAAGCACAAUGGAUGAAGCAACAAAGCGUACUAAUACUACGGAUUGACAGGCCCGAUUGUAGCACAAGUCCAUGAUAUUUCAAGGUGUUAGCGGUAAGUUCGGAAAAGGUACGCACGGCUAGCGGCAUGCACAUUCGUCGCCAUUGUGAACCACAAAUACCCAAGCUAUAGAUGGAGCCGGCAAGAAGUUCAGAUGACCAAGUAUAGAGCAAAACGUGGGUUGACGGGUUGGAAAUCGGGACAGCCGAAACACCCAGAGAGCGUGAUGGCACGGCAGAGGGAAAACCAAAGAACGAACGGGUAUGGCGACAGAGAGCGAACGUGGGGAAGAAGUCUAUUGCGUAUGUGAAGGACGGUGUGAUGAAAGCCGGCAGGCACUGCAGAGACAUAAGAAAGAGGCUAGCAUGGGCGAAUGGGCGUGCCAGAACUAGUGUCUAAGGACGAUCUCCGCUGGUUUAGAGGAGUCAUGCGCUGGAUUGUGGCAGGAUGGACAGGUCAAACCGGGGGUCUUAUGACGCUUGGCAAGCGCAAUACGACGCAAGAGCCGAGCGCGACCACCACACAGACCACUCUUUUCUUCCGGGGCCCUCUGGUAACACGCACAUCCUUCUCCCAUCCCUCGCUCGCAACGACCACUGACGAACCGGACCACGACAGCACACGAUAAUGAGCAAUGACCGAACUCCGUCGAAAUCGCCGGCAAGACGGGCGUCUUUGAUAUCCGCGCUCUCAGCAAAGAUUGGAAAAGUGCUGGGCGACGUCGACGAGAACCACAGCACGAGGCGCAGCGACUUCGACGACAGAUCGUCUGUGAACACCAAGACGGAGAUGGUGGAAGAAGGACAAGGUGAGUACCAGCGAAGAGUUGAAUUGUGCGGGGCGAUAAGGCAGGAGUGCUUAUCGGGGGGCUGGGAGCGAUAAGGGAGCUGGGUGACUGACUAGUACCCAGUGGUGGACAGUUUCUGCUAUCGGCUGCCCACACUAGUCUGCGGCUACACACUGAUCCUUGAGAUGGUUUAUUCGACCUCCAAGCUUAAUUCCCUAUGUUGCUGUAUAUGCUGUGUGAACCCCUGAACGCU
This is a messenger RNA of Somion occarium, 4246 nucleotides long. NCBI's taxonomy places the organism in Eukaryota, Fungi, Basidiomycota, Agaricomycetes, Polyporales, Cerrenaceae. The record is from the annotation of a GenBank genome assembly.